Molecule: messenger RNA, 5895 nt
Organism: Alligator mississippiensis (American alligator)
Lineage: Eukaryota; Metazoa; Chordata; Crocodylia; Alligatoridae
Gene: EMILIN3
Product: elastin microfibril interfacer 3
Exons: 4
Coding region: 192-2663 (823 amino acids)
Cellular component (GO): extracellular matrix
Molecular function (GO): protein binding
Source: RefSeq, a predicted model, not a curated record
AUUAUGCUAAUGCAGGGAGCUGGACCCGCCUUUCCCCCUGCCCUAGCGGAGCCGGGGCUGGUGCGGAGACGGCAGAGGGGAAGUGCAAGGAGGCUACAAAAGCGAGCGAGCGAGCGCGGAGCCCGCAGGUCUCCGCGGCCGGAGGAGCGAGGUCGCCCGGCGGCUGCAGCCCCGCGCCGGGGCCGGGGAACAUGAGCAGGACGAGCGCCGCGGCCGGGACACCCCUGUGCGGGGCUCUGCUCCGCUCCCUCUGCCUGGGGACGCUGAUCGCUCUGGCCGAUGCCAAAGGGACUUUCUACCACCACCCGCCCCCCGUGCCCUACAGCAGCCGAUACAACCUCUACACCUCCGGAUCCAGCCCGCAGCUCAGCCCGGGCAAGCCCAUGGGCAGACACAAGAGUUACUGCGCAUAUGUGGUACAGAGGAACGUGACAUGUGCCCUGCAGGAUGGGGCCGAAAGCUACGUGAAGGCGGAGUAUCACAAGUGCAGCUGGGGGCCUAAGUGCCCAGGGAAAGUCCUGUACCGCACCUUCUUCAGACCCAGGUACAAAAUCGGCUACAAGACAGUGACAGAGCUGGCAUGGAGGUGCUGCCCUGGGUUCAUGGGAGAAGGCUGCCAUGACAGCCCCACAGACCAACCAGGCUUAUUGCCCCAACACCCUAGCCCUAAGCUGCCUCCCAGUCAGAAGCUGUUUCCAGGCCCCAGAGUUCCUCCUCAUCCAAAAAUCCACCAAGACCAAUUUCCAGGACCAAAGAAGAGCUACUACGGUAGGAAGAUGCCUGGCAUCUUUGGGGACAGGCUGGACCGGCUGGAGGAGGAAGUGAGGCACCUCUCACAAUCCUAUGACACUCUGCACAAUAUGGUGAAUGGCCUGGGGGACCACCUGCGUCUGGCCAUCCAGGAGGAUACCAGUAAGAUGAUUGGGUCCCUGAUGAACAGCCCAAGUGUGCCUGACGCCACAGUGGGCUUUGGGGUCAUCCCAGAAGGGAUCGCAGAUGUAGCAGACAAAGCAGACAUCGCCACCUACCCACCGGUGGGGGAGAUCUUGGGCAAAGUGACUGAGGUGAGCGACAUCCUGAAAACCAAGACAAACCUGCUGGAUGAGGUACAUGGCAUGGUUCUAGACCACGAUGGACAGAUCAAGCACCUGCUGGAGUCAGCCAGGCCCUCGCCCCUCACCUCCAUUGACAUGCUGGAGGAGUACAUCGACAACCGGCUGAGCCAUUUGCGGGGGGAGCUGCUGGAUGGCUUUGAGAAGAAGCUGGGCAAAAUACAGAGCACCUGUGACUUCAGGAUCCAGGAGGUGCAGCAGCAAUGCGAGGAGGAGAAAGCCACCAACCUGCGGCUACAGCAGACUCUGGACGGCAAGGAACUAGAGAUUAAGAAGGAGAUCUCCCAGCUGGAGACCCAGAUCCAAGGAUUGACCGUGGUUGAGAGCUGCUGCAGCAACCUAAACUACCUCACUGAGCGCAUGAACAUCCUGGAGAAGGGCCUCCACAGCAUCUCUGAGUCCCAAAAGAACUUGCAUUCACAACUGGAUGGAGAGCUCUCCACCAUCACCCUGGAGAACCUCUUUGAAGGGCGCUUUGAGGACCUGGAGUCCAGGGUCAAUGCCACGGAAAGGGAGAUGGGCAGCUGCUGCCCAACACUGGAGGACAGUGUGAGGGGCAUGGUGGUAUCAGAAGUGGAUGGCAUGAGGACGUCAUUCGAUGAUAAAGUGAGAAUCUUGGAGGACAGGUUCAUGACCAUUGUGGGGGAGCUGAGCAACAUCAGUGCUCCAGCUGGCAUGGAUGGGUCUGUGAUGCCCCUGCUGGAGGGCGAGCUGACUAAUGUGAGAAAGCAAACAGAUGAGAGACUAGAUGUCCUGCAGAGUCAGCUCACCAGCCUGGAGACCACCUGCUCCCUGGGCUGUACCUCCUCUUCCAAAGAUGUGGAGACUUUCCGGACGGAAAUCGAAGACUGCCAGAGCAAGAACCAGGACCUGCUGCUCAGGAUGGACAGCAACUAUGACCUCCUGCGCAAGCUGAACGCCACCAUCCUGGAGAUCCAGCGGCGGAUUGAGGAAGAGGCAGCUGGAUCCUUGCAGGGUGAAAUCACCCUGCUCAAGAUCAACCUGAACACUGUCAGCAAGUCUCUGACAGGACUCAAGGACUCUGUCUCCCAGUAUUCCAACACGAUGCUGCAUGUCAACUCCUCGCUGGAUGACCACGAGCGCAAGAUUGAGGAUGAGGUCCACUCCAUCCAGGAGCAGGUCAGCGACCAGGGCUCACAGCUCUUCUUCAGCAACAGGCGUGUUCUGAACCUCAAGGGUGACUUGGAGAGACUCAAAACCAGAAUUGUGAAUGACCUGAGCAACUGCAAGAAUGUCGCGCAUGACCUGCAGAAGGAGAUGGUUCAGUUUGACAACCGUGUGGCCCAGGUAGAAAACAUGUGUGGCAAGCUGGGCUCUGUGACAAGCAGCCUGGACAUCAUCAAGGAUGAGCUGGAGAAACACACAGGCAGCCUCUGGGGCUACAUGGACCAUAUGAAUGGGACUUUGGCUGCACACUCUCAGGAAAUAACUGUACUGAAGGACAACUUGCUGGAUUGCCAAGCCAAAGUCACUGAGCUGGCUGAACAAAUUAGCCAGUUGGAAAGCACUCCGGAGGGAAAGCAGCAUUAGCUAUACUGAAACCCCCAUCUUUUUUCUUGAAGAACAGAAUUAACUUAUAUCACACAGACUCCAGUGGGACAAUGUUUUUUUUCCCCUAUUAUUAAAGUAUAAAUUAAAAGCUGCUACAAUCCCUUCUCCCAUUUUUCUUCCAUAUAUAUUUUUCUUCCUAAGAAAAGUGAGAUUGUACCAGCCCAUGUUAUCCCUUCAAAAUUACUGUACUGCUCUGUGACACUCAGCAUCUGUACUAACAUUGUAGCAAGGUGCCGGUCCAUAGCUGGGUGGUUUUUAGUUUGACUACCAGAGCAAUGACCCAAGAAGGGUCAUCAGGAUGAUGGCAAUCCAGGAUGAUUCACGAUGAUCCCUGCUUCAGCUUCAUUUUUGUGGAUUUAUUGCUUCUGGAGGAUAAAACCCUGUAUUUGUGGGUUGGGUUGGAGAAACUCUGUUCAGCAAGGACCACAUUCAUGUUACCCACUAGCACAGAGAUAGCCAGGGACCCCCAAUAGCAAUGCCACCACCAGAAGUCUGGCUAUUAAAAGAAUGCUUUCUAGCACCGCACCUCCCCCUUCCCAAGAAUUCGAUUCCCUCUUUUGACUUAGUAGGUGCCCUUUUCUUCAGCUGAGCAGACUUUAGGGGCUCAACUACAUAAUUAAUCUAUUUGAGUAAGAAAGUGCCCCUCCCUGCACACAAGAUAUUGCCAGCUCCUGUAGGAGUGCAUGCAUCAAAAUGGCAAACUUUUAUACACCAUUCUCUUCUGCCCCUCACUCCUGAUUGCAGCUUUCUUCAUUUUACUUGCUGUGCUCCGGAGCUUGGUUUAUAAAGCUGGAGGCUGUGUGCCAUUGUAACUUUCUACCUAUUCCACAUGUAGCAUUUCUGGGGAGACCUUUUAGGACUCUACUACAUUUUGUGAGUGCUCUCUGCUCAGCUCUCCCAGUCCUAAGUUCAGCAGGAACAAAGGCUGCUAAGAAGCCUGCAUUCUUUGCAAAGAUUGCAAACAGUGCACAGCCCUGGCUCAUUACCUGGGUCAUGUUUGCACCUAGGCCUCCAAAGGUGGAAAGCCAAGGCAAGAAGCUGUUAGAUCCCCCAGCCCUGGCACCUGGUUUUCAAAGGGAGAGGGGAUGUGUACAAAUUUCCUUCGUCCAUCAAGUGGCAUUUACUACCCACAGUGCUGAAGUGUAGGUUUUGGGGAAUAGGAUUUACCUGUUCACUGAUUAAUGUGUGCUUGUUUGUGGUAUUCUAUCAUCGUGCAGACUGAAGGCUAGUCAGUAUCCAAUCCAGUUCAUGCACCACAGCUGCCUGAAGCACCUUGGACAUGUGACUUCUCUAGAGAGUGGAUGCCUUUACCUAGUGCCAAUUAGGAGGGAAAGACAGUGGUGUUGCUUAUAGCACCUUUGAACACACGACUCUUCUAACUGCUUUUACAAGCUCAGUCUCGGAGGUCUUUGCAGUUUCCACAGUUGUUCAGAUGGACCAGAUGGGGCACCAAGUGGGCAAGCAACUGCCUGACAGCACCAAAAGGUUUAGCUGGGACUGGAACGGAGACUCAGUCUGCAGUGAAACUACUAGAUGUCGGGGGCCUCUACCUUGCAAAUGUGCAACAGCCACUAACAAGGACUGCACUCCAAUCCCAAGAGCAAGCUCCUCUCCCACUGAACUUCCCCAGGGAGCAAGGAAAACAUUCAAAUACGGUUCACACAGGACUACCUAGAGGACACCUGCUCCAUAUGGACUGCAAUGUUCCAAAUCAGAAGUCCACUAGCACUUUGAGUCACAGCAAGUAAAUCAUUUAUUGUUAGGCCAAGAUGGGACUUGUCACCAUUAAGCAUUAAGAGGAAACAUAGGAGUCUCCAUUCCAGUAAUGUUGGCACUUUAAGGAGAAAGAAAAACUGCCAUUGUUCUCCCAUCUGUCCUACUGCAACUGUCAUUUACCCUUUCAUACUGGCCCUACAUCAGUUCUGCUUCCCUCUCACCCACCCCCAAAAUGCUCUUGAGCUUUCACUCCUGACCUUUCUGCAUUGCUCCCACUCACCUUUCUGCCCCCUUGUUCUGGAUCAUUCUCAUUCCUACUUUCACUCCAUCACCAUGUUUCUUCCCUGUAGCAUACUAUACUCGAGAGCAGAUCACAGGCUGAAACCUGGCCCCCAGAAAAGCUCUCUUUGCUUCAGAUUAACAGACAUGGGGCAACCUGCACUGUACACAAGCUAAGGACAUCCUUUCCCAUGUGAUACAACUUCAGAUGUAAGCUUCUACCAGAAACAAAACUGUUUUCUCUUUAAUUUGAACAUUAGGGGCUGCAGAUCAUAUACCCAGGCUUCCCACCACAUCCUUAUCCAGGGUCUGCCCACCAACUCAUAGAACAUGCUCACUCAAAUCAGCAGUGGCUUGAUUCUGCCUCCCAAAGUGGUGCAGGUGGACUUUGGUGUCACGGAGGGAUAAGGCCCUUCUCUGCCUGCAUGCCACAAUGAAAGCAAAAUGACAGAGACAAGGGCCUGUCUUCAUAGGGAAAGGGGCCCUGAAGCAAGUCUUGACUAGCACUUGGACACUCAAGGACAGCUUUGCUUGGACCUCAAAUUCCAUUUUGUUUCCUCAACAACAGCUAACUCGCAUGUAACUGUAUCUCUAAUUCGCCGUGCCUUGAUAUGGCCCUUUACAUCAAUAGCACAGACAGCAGAGUAGGGACGAGAUCUAUGGAAAAGCUAGCCUUCACAGCCUCAACAAGGGGCCAAAGACCUCAAAACAACCAAAGAGGAAGUUGGAAUGUCUCUAAAUUUGGUCUGACAAUCCACUUUUUAAAGAGAGUAGAUCAGAACAGAUCCCUACAGCUCAGAGAGGGGAUAAAAAGUCAAACAACAGGAGAGGAAAGUGGGGAGGCAAUAGUAUCAGACAGAGCCAGGAGUGGUUGAAUGUGUGCUGACCUCUCCAAAGUAGCGUUACAUUUGGACUGAUUUCUGAUUAGAAACUUGAAGACAUGGACAGUUUUUACUUCUGUUCUCAGAUACUCGAGUCAAAAAGCUAAGGUAACUUUGUUUAAAAAAAAAUAAAAAAUGGGGCAUUUGUUGCUUUUGAAGAAGGAAUCUGAUCCCGCCUGUGGCUCCGCUCACCCUUGGGCCAGCUCCCAGGUGGUUGUUGACAGAUCCUAUUAAAGGCCAUUUUGUAUUGUUUUUAAAACAUUGUACAUUUGUUCAGAUUUUUCAUGCUGAAAGACUGUUUGUACUGGAAAAAAAAUAAAAACUUCUUGCUGAGG